Hemibagrus wyckioides is the source of this 1022-nucleotide messenger RNA. RefSeq names its product mediator complex subunit 31 (gene med31). Gene Ontology annotation, cellular component: core mediator complex; mediator complex. The record is from RefSeq and is a predicted model, not a curated record. Gene Ontology annotation, biological process: regulation of transcription by RNA polymerase II. The coding region runs from base 151 to 561 and encodes 136 amino acids. Lineage: Eukaryota; Metazoa; Chordata; Actinopteri; Siluriformes; Bagridae. Gene Ontology annotation, molecular function: transcription coregulator activity. The transcript is spliced from 4 exons.
UCAGCAGGAGUAGGUUGUCGACAAAUAUGGCGCCGGUGUAGACACUGGUGUAAAGUCAAAAUGAACAAAACAAUGCUAUUAUAAUAAAAUCAGCGUUGUAUCGCUCACUUAAAACUAAUUUAAAACGACAUUUAUAUCCGCUGGUGUACAAUGGCGGGCGUAAUGGAAACAGAAGAGCAGGCGAGGAAUCGUUUCCAGUCGGAACUGGAGUUUGUUCAGUGUCUGGCAAACCCGAAUUAUCUGAACUUUUUGGCUCAGAGAGGCUACCUACGAGAAAAACCUUUUGUGAAUUACCUGAAGUAUUUGCUUUAUUGGAAAGAACCGGAAUACGCCAAAUUCCUUAAAUAUCCUCACUGCCUGCACAUGUUGGAGCUGUUGCAGUACGAGCAUUUCCGGAAGGAGCUGGUGAACGCCCAGUGUGCCAAAUUCAUAGACGAGCAGCAGAUCCUGCACUGGCAGCACUACUCACGCAAGCGCACACGCCUUCAGCAGGCUCUCGCCGAGCAGCAACAGCAGCAGCAGCAGCAGGCGGCUCCACACGGCAACGCCGCCUCCAAGUGAAGCUGCCACACACCGGCGACGAGGCGGACUGUUAAACCAGUGGUAGGCCUCAAGUCAGGUUAUCAGGAAAUGAGUGUAAAUAUUGGACAGUUUUCUGUUUUCUAUAUGGUGACACUGAACGUCCCAGUGAUGUCACAAUGACAAUAAAAAGGUGAACGUUUCUGAAUUACAUGCUGAGUUUUGAUUCAGCUCAACAUUACACCAAUGUGUUCAUGCAUAUCUCUGAAAUGCCAGUAGGUCAAGUGAAUUAUGAUUAAAUAUCUUAUCAACAAAACCUAGUGAUUUUUUUUCUCUCUCUAAACUUUAGAUCUAUUCAAAUAUUGUCCCACUAUAUAUGUCUCACUAGGUGGAAAAUAUACCCAGCAUUGUACCUGAGCAUCAUCAUGUCAAAUGACUAGCUGGCUUUAUUUUCAGCUCUGCUUUUCUAAUUCAUUGAACAAAAUAAAGACUUUUCUAUGACA